AUGUCUUUUGGUUUUCUACUGUCCUUCACAUUGCUUAUAGCGUAUGCCAGUUUCGUCUCAGGUGGAGACUGUGUGUCCUCAAGAAGUCACGUGGCUAGGGCUGGGGUCAUGGCUGCUGCUGUUGGUGUAGAUGACAUGUUUCCGAUGGUAUCAGCUUGGGCUGACACCAACCAUUUCAUAUUUACAGGUACGACCAUCAUAUUUUCAUACAUUGCUCAAGUGACGUUCUUGGCUGGAUGUUUUGUAAUACAUGGACGCCGUGUUGAGAACUCUCGCCAUUGUUUGACAUGUCAACCAGUUCUUACAGAAGAAGCACUAAAACAGAAAUGCGGCUUGUUUCGUUGCUGUUGUUCAGGAAAACCGUCAAGAGAAAGACAAGACUCUUUGCUUGAAAGAUUGCCACCACUUAUUUUGAAUAAAUGCCUUAUAACCACGAGUGGAAAAGUAGUAACAAUACUGAUAUUCUUAACAUAUCUCGGUGUUAGUUUGUGGGGAGUGACCAAACUAGAACAAGGACUCUUUCUAGAAAACCUCGUACCGCCAACGUCCUACUACUCUAAUUACAGUUUAAACAAUUGGAACAAGUUUUAUGGAACACGAAUUCCAGUUUCAUUUGUUUUAAAAAAGGAAACCGAUUAUUUUGAUGAAAAUGUGAGACAAAACUUUAAAAUGCUGUUUCAGAAGAUGGGUAGUGAUGAACACAUGAACAAUGCAACACAGAUUUGUGGACUUCUUGAUCAUGUGAACUCUCAGUAUCUCAAUAGGUCAUCUUUGUCUGAUUUUGUAGCCAAUUUCAAGUCAUUCCUCACUGUCAAUCUGUAUGCUAAGAACGACGUAGUGUUUAGUGAAUCCGACAACAAUAUCACUGCUUUAAGGUGUCACAUGAUUUCAAUGAAUGUCCCCGACUCGAUGGAUCAAGCCAAUCUUAUGCUCCGUAUGCGAAAUCUGGCAGCUGAAUCUCCACUACUAGUAUUCCCUUACCACUCAACAUUCAUUUUCUUUGAACAGUUUGUCUCAGUGCUGCCUACUGUUUUACAGACGUUGGGCAUUGCAGUCGUGGUCAUGGUUUUACUCACUAUGCUUUUCCUUUAAUUGUCGGCUUAGUAUGCAUCAACAUAAUGUUGAUUUUACUAGGAAUCUUUGGUUUCAUGCCUCUGUGGGACUUGAGACGGCUUCUCUGUAGAUUUCACAGUCCAUGUGUCGACAGCGUACAUGUUGGCUGAGGGAGAAACAAGAGAUGAAAGAGUUAGACAGGCUAUCAUACAUGCGGCGGGGCCCAUCUUUAAUGGAGGAUUGUCAACAUUUAUUGGCAUACUAACAUUGAUUAGAUCGCAAUCGUAUGUGUUUCAAUCCUUUUUUAAAAUUAUGAUAUUUGUUAUAAUCUUUGUUAUGGGGAAUGCUGUUUUACUUAUGCCAGUUAUGUUAUCACUGUUUGGGCCUAUGCCUAAAGGGGGCAAUUUAAGCCAUCGUGAUGUAAGUGAACAAAAGGACAGGAAUAUAUGUACCACUGAAGAUAAA
Haliotis rubra (blacklip abalone) is the source of this 1518-nucleotide messenger RNA. RefSeq names its product patched domain-containing protein 3-like. NCBI's taxonomy places the organism in Eukaryota, Metazoa, Mollusca, Gastropoda, Lepetellida, Haliotidae. Bases 1 to 1092 code for a protein of 363 amino acids. The record is from RefSeq and is a predicted model, not a curated record. Gene Ontology annotation, cellular component: membrane. The transcript is spliced from 3 exons.